Girardinichthys multiradiatus is the source of this 5346-nucleotide messenger RNA. RefSeq names its product MLLT10 histone lysine methyltransferase DOT1L cofactor (gene mllt10). Gene Ontology annotation, cellular component: nucleus. Gene Ontology annotation, biological process: regulation of transcription by RNA polymerase II. The record is from RefSeq and is a predicted model, not a curated record. Gene Ontology annotation, molecular function: nucleosome binding; histone binding. The coding region runs from base 206 to 3370 and encodes 1054 amino acids. NCBI's taxonomy places the organism in Eukaryota, Metazoa, Chordata, Actinopteri, Cyprinodontiformes, Goodeidae. The transcript is spliced from 19 exons.
CAAGCCCUAACGGCGAUGUUUUGGUGAAAACAAAUAGUGCCUCGAAAAGGGACGUAAGCACGUCUAAAACAUGACAUUUCGGUGGAGUGAGACAUAGAGCGGCGCUGCGGGUGAAACGACGGACGUCGUCGACGUAUUUUUUUUUUUUUUUUUUUUUUUGCGCUGAGUCCUUGUCUGUUUCUCCGCAUGUCCGCUUUCCUCGUAGAUGGUCUGCGGCGAGCGUUGUCUAACGGCGCACGACAAGCUGUUGACGAGUAACAUGAAGGAGAUGAUCGGCGGUUGCUGCGUGUGUUCUGACGAGCGCGGCUGGGCGGAAAACCCGCUGGUGUACUGUGACGGCCACGGCUGCAACGUCGCCGUGCAUCAAGCCUGCUAUGGAAUUGUUCAGGUGCCGACUGGUCCGUGGUUCUGCAGAAAGUGCGAAUCCCAGGAGAGAGCGGCCCGUGUGAGAUGUGAGCUCUGUCCCCACAAAGAUGGGGCCCUCAAGAGGACAGACAACGGAGGCUGGGCCCAUGUGGUUUGCGCCCUGUACAUCCCCGAGGUGGAGUUUGCCAAUGUCUCUACUAUGGAGCCCAUAGUUCUGCAAUCUGUCCCCCAUGAGCGCUACAACAAGACAUGUUACAUCUGUGAAGAGCAGGGCAGAGAGAGUAAAGCUGCCACCGGAGCCUGCAUGACCUGCAACAAACACGGUUGCAGACAGGCCUUCCAUGUCACAUGUGCCCAGUUUGCAGGGUUAUUAUGUGAAGAGCAAGGCUCAGAUGCAGAUAAUGUCAAGUACUGUGGAUACUGCAAAUACCAUCACAGCAAAUUGAAACACAAGGAGCGAGACAGACACAAACCGAAACACAAGAAAGGCUCUUUGGACAUGUCGCCCUCACUUGUUCUUCCAAAUAUCAUGGUCCACGACAAGACCUUCAACAGUGGCACCUCAGGGGGAGGUGUAACCUCUCUGCCCGCGUCCUCUCAGAAGCGAUUAGACGACAACACCGGCCGGUUCACCAACGCCAAUUUCCAGGAAGUGUCGUCCGCUCUCUCUGGGGGUACCUCCAAGGAAGGCCUGGCCGCAGACACGGCCAAGGCGGCACCUGAGGGAAAGAACAAGAAGAACAGUGGCGGCGCUCACGCGGUCGUACAGAGGGGCGGCCGCAAGUCUCUCACCUCGACAGGGAAACCGUUACCCUCAGCGGUGGUCACCAUGGCUACCUCCUCUACAUCUGCCUCCGCUUCCACAGGGCCUUUCCAUCAAGGCCUGCUGUUGACCAGUGCCAGCAAAGCUCCCGCUGCCCCUUCCUCCUCAGACUUCCUAAGUUUCACGGACUCAUCGUUGCGUCCCGGCGGUGGAACUUCUUUUUCCUCCCCGCCGUCUUUCAGCAGCUGUCUGGUCAAGUCUAGCUCUGAGGGCGGCGCAUCAGAGGGAACCACGACUCUCUUCGGUUCUCUUAUGUCUGCGACCACCACCUCUGCAGCAGUCGGUGGAAAGCUGUAUGAGAACUCCCACAGUCAUGCAGCAAGCGAAACGGCGAGCCUUGUCGGAUCGACGGCCUACAAGCGAUCUCAGCCCGCCAGCAGCGGGUUGGGGAUGGGCGCCGUGGCUGCAGCGGGAGGGGAAGACGGCGUGAAGAAGAAAAAGAAGGGCAACUGGCGAAACAGAUUCGGACCUUGCUUUACCACAGACACAAAGCCCUCCGAGGCAGCUCCAUCCCUAACGCUCCCCACCUCCUCCUCUGCAGCCAGCGUCACCUCCUCCUCCACAGCCUCCACCGCCUCCUCUACAUCCUCAACGCUCCCAGGCCGACCAGGCUUGGUUUCCAGCAGCGGAUUAGGAGUGGGAAUUGGAGGAGGAGAAAGGGGACUCGGGGUCAUGGGCGUUGGUGGUGGCAUUCAGAAAUCCCCGUCACUCCUCAGGAACGGGAGUCUGCAAAGCAACAGCAGCUCCACAACCACUGGCUCAGGUGUCUUCUCUGCCGCCGAUGGGUCGUCGUCGGGGACAUCAGCCAUCGCCAUGGGCGGGGCCAGCACUGAGUUGUCACAGCAACAGCAGGCCACACCUUCCCUAGCGCCUCCCUCUCCAUUCAGCGCCUCGGCACCGCUCAACAGCACAGCCUCCACACACGCUCUGCCGGGCUCCGUGUUCAACCUGGCCCCCCCACACAUGUUCGGCAACAGGCUGAACCCCAACUCCACCAUGGCAGCUCUCAUCGCUCAGUCCGAGGCCUCACCAGCAGAUCAGGAGGUGGGAGACGGCAGCGGCGGAUCUCAGGGUUUCUCCAUAAGAGCUUCUCCUAAGACCACCCCGCGCUCUCCCAUUGGCGGCCUGCAGAUCCGCUAUGACUCCUCAGGGUCGUUGCCGGGGCCAGGGCUGGGGUUGCUAGGGGCCGGGGGAGGUGGCUGCGGGGAGACGCUGCCCCCGGUGGCCACCAGCAUCGAGCAGCUCCUGGAGAGACAAUGGAACGAAGGCCAGAGCUUCCUGUUGCAGCAGGGAGCACAAGGCGACGUGGUGGCCAUGUUGAAGUCCCUCCACCAGCUGCAGGAGGAGAACAGGAGGCUGGAGGAGCAGAUUAAGACCCUGACAAUGAAGAAGGAGAGACUCCAGCUUCUCAGCGCACAGUUAUCAGUGCCUUUCACCCCGAUGACUGCUUCCUCGGGUGAUGUGAAGGGAUCCCACCUCGGAGCCACAGACUCAUCUUUACCUGUGGCAGCUCAGGACACUGCGUCAUACGGAGGUCACAGCAGCAGCGGCUCCACCUCCUCGCUCUCUGCCUCUCCCUCCAUCUCCCAGAGCCCACCUCAGCCGGCGCUCAACGGCAUUGCCACCACGGCCGGGGUGGGUGGGGUUGCGGGGCUGAUGGGCGCUCUAGGUCCAGGAAGCGCGUUGGGAAUGGGUGGAAUCGUCGGAGCGUUGAACGGAGUAAUCCAAGCGCCAGCGGGGCCCGGCAGCCCUCACACUACAGGAGCGUCGACGGGCGUCACGCUCCCCGUUAAUAGCAGCGCCGCUCGCCUCGGCCUGCUGUCUGAGCAGCAAAGACUGCUUCUGCAGCAGCAUCAGCUGCAGCAGCUGCUGUCCUCACAGUCUUCAGCGGAUCAGCAGCAGCAGGCGUUGCUACUCCAGCUGAUACAGCAGCAGAAGCAACACCAGGACCUCCAGCAGCUGCAGUCUCUCUCCUCCACGACCCAGAUCCCCUCCAUGCCGCUCUCUAACGCUCAGCUGCCUAUCGCCAACCUGCUGCCCAGCACCCAGGGCCAAGGCGCCAUCGCAGCCAACCCCUUCCUGACGCUGCAGCACGCGCACACCGACACGCACGGUCCGGGGGCGGGGAAGCCCCGGGUAGCAGAGAAAGCCGUGGGCAUCGCAGGCCAGGAGAAGACAUGACACUCUUUUGUUUUUGAUUGUUUUGUUUUUUUUCUCUUCAAUAAAUAUGCAGAAAUGUAAGAUCAGCAUUUUGGUCAACUUCAGAAACCCAUGUUUCUGUUGAAGUAUUCUUUAAAGUACUGCCAUUCGUCUUGUAGAGUUCCUCGCUCACUCAAACUGGGCCAGCUCACUUUGGUUCUGCAGCUUUUUCUGGUAUAAAACUUGACCCUGAAAUCUGUUUAUAUGUGUGCUAUUUAUUUCAAUCUAACUUAUAGUUUUGUUCUUUUUAACCGUAGAGCGGCUUUCUUGGUUCCUAUUGUCUUUAGUUGGGUUUUAAUUUAAAAAGUUAGUGUCUUUUCCUCAUAUUUUACGUCUUUUAAAUCAUCUAAAAGGUGAGUUUCCAAGAAAGUUUAAAGUUAAUUGUUCCUGUCAUAAUUCUGAUUCUUGCUUCCUCUCUUCUUGGCUUCUUCUCAUUUCUGUCAUGAUGUUUGACUCUCAGGGGCCUCCGCUAACCAGAGCUGUUAGCUCAACAGCCAAGCUGGCAUACAGACCACUGCUAACCUAAAAAAAAAAAAAAAAAACUAGCAGCAAUACAUGAAUGAGAGUAAAAAUACACUUCCCUGGAAUAGCACUGAACAGUAGCAGGUGUAUGUUUGACAUCUGUCUCUCAGCAGUCCCGAGGGGAAUAUUGGGUCAGCGUUGUGAAACAAAAAAAGAGAUUGCCCACAUGUUCUGGCUGCUGCCUCUCUCCCCACGUCUCUUUCACUCUGUGUGCUGCAGAUUCAUUAAUGUCAGCGAGCGAAGCGUCUCACUGUCACCGCAGAAGCCUUGCUGUUGACUGUCUCUUUUCCGGGCCCGAUAUGGGGGGGCUCUGUCAGGGAUGUGAACCGCUUAGAUUGUUUUGGGAUGCUGUAAAUCCACAUAGCUUGGAGUGUAAAAACUAUGAGGUCAUGCAGUUUGUCAGCAAAUAAAGCCUUUUUCCUGUCCCAUCUUCCUGAUUGAGCCCCCCCGGUUGCACCUACCUCUUCGAGCAGAACCUAAAAGGCUAACCAUGGUGGCCACUUUAAAGAACCCACAACAGUCAGGACUGGCCGAUCAGGGCCCAAACCCAAGUGCCUGAUGCCAAAGGCAGGGAGGGUGGGGUUCAUUUUCACAUUGCUAAUUUUUUUUUUUUACCUCGCUCCUGGUGAUUACGCUGUGCUGUUAAAGGCACCGGAUUUAAGAGAAACAGUUUCCAGCUCUAUUAAUAGAAAAAAAAAAUUCUGCUACAUUCUUUAAUAUAAAGAAAAACAACUUUUAUGUUGUUUUUUUAUUUAUCUGGAGUGUUUGUGUACUGUUCGUAAAAUGAUAUAUUUUAGAAAAAAACUCACUGGUUUUUGCGAUUUAACAUCCUUUUGUACUACUGUGUAGUUUUGGUUUUUUUUUGUCCUCAAACACAGUCUGAUUUUGCUGUAAACUUCCUCUAAUGACGUCUGCUCUGUGUCAUGUGUUUGAAAGCUAGAAGCUAUUUAAUAGUUGGUUGAUUUGGGGGUAAACGGGGUUGGGGGGUGUAUAUAGAUGCUUGUAGGGGGUGUGGCACAGUCUUUACCUCGUCUAGUGUACAUAAACCUUUGUCAUUGGCCGUCUGGUGUACAUAGGUGAUUGUGAAUGGCCAUGAUGCCAAUGAAACCUGAAGUUGGUGUGUGAGAGAAUGUUUUAGGACCAGAAAAAUAAGAUUAACAGUGACUGGACACACAAAAGUAUUAAUUUAUUUUUAUAUGUGCAGGGACAUUGUGGUUCUUUCAUUUUUAAGGUUUGCACCGGUUCAUUGAUUACUGUUUUUUUUUUUGUUAUGUUUUUUACUCCGGGGCACUAUGUUUUCAUUUGUCCACACAAAUGUGUUUCAAUAAGUUUUGUAAAAGAGGAAAAUAAUUAAGGUGGGAGUUGGGUGAGGAGUGGGAUCUCAUAUUGUAUUUCAAAUUGCAAAAAAAAAUAAAAAUAACCUCUGGUUUGAGAAA